GGCAAUUCUAAUCUGAGCAAUAAUGGUUGAAGUAUUUCGCCCUUCCAGACUGUCUAUGUAAAUAUCUUCUUGUGGCGUGUUCUUCUGUCUUUUUAUAGGGUGUUGAAGAUAGGGUGUCCUUGAAGAUGAAUCUGAAUGGAGCGCGCGGCUUCUCGCGCAGUUCGGCGCCGAGCAAGCGGGUUCCUAGCAAGAGUAUUGUCGCGUUGCCCUUUUUUUGUUUUCCUUUUCCUACAACCUCUUUCCACUGGCUGAAGAGCUGAAGUAACAGAUUUUUACUGUUCUGGAAUUCGCCGAUGGGUUCCUGAUUUUGUUGCAGCAAGAAUAGAGCCAUCGUGUCAAAGUUGUACACGUUACUUUAGUGUGACAAAACAACAAUAACGAAGAAACUCGAAUUUCCAAUUCAGGUCGAGCCCGCCCUGCGAAAGGCACGACUGAAGAGGAUGAGAAAAAAAAGGCCGAGGACGGCGGAGCAAAUAAGGGUAAGAAGCUCCCCAUAAUGCCCCCACCCAGGCCGGAGCGAGAGACCGCACGGGAGAUGUACAAGAGCAGAGCCCGAAUUUCGCGUCGAGAGGAUGAGUCGUCCACCGAAGACAGCAGGGACAAGAAGAAGCGCAAGAAAGAGAAGAAACACCGGGGAAAGUCCACACGAGGACGUGACCGCAGCCUACGCAGAUCCCGAUCCCGAUUCCGAUCGAAGAAGCGGACGAGAAAGGACUCGCGAAACAAGAGACUGCGAAGUCCCAGUCGACAGCACCGUCGUGACGACACACGGUCAAGGUCCCGAGGACACCGAGUGGAAGGAAGAUCGAAGUCCCGGCGACGACGUCCCAGCAAGUCCAAAUUCCGCGACCGGGACCGGCGCGGGAAAUCUAGAGCCCCGUCGAAAUUGCGGGACAAUAAUAAAACGACGUCGUUUAGGCAUCAAGAUAUCUGGAAGAGGCCGGCAAGGUCGCCAUCUCGGGCAAGACAGGCGAAGAGGUCCCCUUCCAGAGGACAAGCCGACCGGAUCAAGCAAAAAGAACAACGACACGAGAGAAACUUGUCGGCGACAGGCGCAGGACGUGACGAAGAUAAAGUCUCUACUCCGAAUAAAGAGGCAGGUCGUAGUCCUCCAGCGAGAUCAUGCGUGGUGGACAAAGCGGCCCCAGAAGUAGAAGAGCCCUUCGUUUUUCUUAAAGCGCUUGAUGAAAAACUACAAGAAAAACAGCAGGAGGAGGAAAACGCGAGAAAUGCCAUCCACCAACCCGUCGGAAACAAUCCGUUCACCGCCUCCGCCCAUAUGUCGAACAAUCCUUUCAUAACUUCCCCGGGGGAGUACCGCCCUAAGCAAGACUCGCCGGUGGUAGACGUUGACUUCGGUCUCGGUACUUAUGCGGCAGCCGAAAAUAACAGGUAUGCGACAAACGCAAGAAACAGGGGGUCGGCAACUCCAAGUGCUAGUAGACUAAAGCGAGCUCCUACACCAUCGAGACCAGGCACCGCGCAUGUUGUUGACGGAGCGCCGUGCAGAGCAGCCGGCGGGGAAAAGGCACGCAGCCCGUGGCACCACGACGAGCACAACAGGAACAGGGGUCAUAGUGCUAUAAUUCUGGACGACGCAAUGGAAAUCGAGUCAGUAAUCGGGUUUCUGGAGUUGAGCGAGGACGAAAAUGGCGUCGUGGACCACCGCAAAAUCUCCGUUGUGCAAGAACCGCAUUCGGAACCGGAGACGCAGCAUCAGCCGCAGGACCGGCCCAAUGAGGUCGUGAAAGACAGCACGUCUUCAGCGGCCCCCAGGACGAACUGCACUGACGCAACGCUCACAAGAGAAGAAGAGCGCCUGUUGUUCUCUGAGGGUGAGGGCCGCGACGCACUGAAUAAAGAAGCACGCGCAGUAGAGGAAAAGCUGGAGGACGGUGACGAGCUAUCUGCUGGAGGGUUCAACGUCGGCGCCAUCCGGGGAACAGCGAUCGGCUCAUCGUCUCGGAAAGGUGGACGCGAGAUGAAGCCCAAAGGAUCGAAAGUGACCUUCAAGGAGGACGCUUUAUCGCAAGUACGCUGCGACGACGAGGACCGCAGGAGCGACCGGGGGUCAAAAAGACAGAGCACAACCGGUGCUGAAGUUCAACAAGAAUUGGAAAAUCAUCUUCCUCGCCAAAGCGGGGAACUGUCCCUGAAUGCACCAUGGAACAACACGACUCUGGCCACACCCACGAUAGAAAAAGCGUCGCAAAAAGUAGCCCUGCUCUCGUGUAGUACUAGCACACAUGACCCAUCGCCGUUUAGUGGGGCGCGCAGUACGAAUGGUGUGACGAAAAACGACGACAGUGUUCUUGAGCAGCACGUUUUUGGUGAUCCUGAGAAGCAGGACCAGCAAGACGAGACCCAGACACGAAGACUUGCAGUGCAGGAAAGCGAAAGAGGGCCGGUGGAAGAAGAACAUCAACAUGUUGAAAAGGGCGAGCCAGAAUCUCAGCAAGCGGCUUCUACUGCUUUUGGGGUACUAGAUACAGGAGGUGAUGGUCCAGGGUCACAUCAAGUAGCACAAGCUGUUACUACAGAAGUGCCGUCCGCGCAGCCACCUGAUAACAUCAACACGCAGGCGGAAGUAGAUAUCUUCGAACAGGUGCAGGAUAAGAGGAGCCGGUAUGUGCAGCAUAAGAAGGAGAGGUCGCAGCUGCAAGAAUGGUUGGAGGCCAUGAAAGAGACCAAGUCGCUGCCGGCAGACGUUGCCGAUAAGAUGUGGGAGAUGAUCGAACAGGUUGAGAAACAAUCGAGCUGGCAAGAUCUCUAGCCUGUGGUCUAAUUCGGUUUGUAUCCUCCUUGGAUUUUUGCAUUAAUUUUAUAUCAAGCCUAUUCCACAUAGAAUACAGAUGCGAACAGGCGCGCUCCGUAAAAAAUCAACUGCGGAGGUGCUAUGGCGACGUCCCCUCUCUCUCUUGCUCGUUUUAGAAAAUUGCUG
Molecule: messenger RNA, 2941 nt
Organism: Amoebophrya sp. A120
Lineage: Eukaryota; Dinophyceae; Syndiniales; Amoebophryaceae
Source: the annotation of a GenBank genome assembly